CGGACAUUGGGUUUGAUAUCACGAGCAUACGGAGAAAACGUGCUAAAUUUGCCCUUUUCGAGUGCCAGUAUCGCCCAUUCUUUCGAAUCUCGAGAAACGUCAACCUCUCCUUGCUCGGCCAUACCACGCACCUCCGCCCGAAGGCUGAAGCCCAGCGAUUACAAUAUCCUGACCAUCAGGCUACGGUUACGCUGUUAAUGAUGCAUGCGCUUCAUCUAUCGAGCAGAAGCAUUGUGGCUGAGCACACCCGCGAAAAUUGUUCUCGAACUCAUGGCUUUGGAUACGUCGCAUUUCGACUCGUGUUCACACCACUCUGCAGCUCCAAUGAGGCUAUCGGACCGCAUGGCAAAAGAAUACUAUUUCCGGAUGUUUCAGGAUGCGGGGUCUACGAAGGAGCAUGAUAUGCUGCUGCCAAUGGCGUUUAAUCGGGACGAAACCGAUACGCGUUGAUUCGUUUAUUGGCUUACUCCAUGGCAUGGUCUGGAAGGCCUAUGGAGAGGAUGGGAAGUUGUACGAAGAGAACCAUUUCAAUAAUCUGGUAUCACUCGAGUAAUGGCGAAAGUCAUGCUCAGUAAGAUCAAGCUUAUACGUUCUCAGUACAACACCCCAGCAUAGAAAGAUCCAGCUUUACAUCACGAGCACACGAAUGGCCUUUAUUGCUGUC
Molecule: messenger RNA, 664 nt
Organism: Trematosphaeria pertusa
Lineage: Eukaryota; Fungi; Ascomycota; Dothideomycetes; Pleosporales; Trematosphaeriaceae
Exons: 1
Coding region: 205-450 (81 amino acids)
Source: RefSeq, a predicted model, not a curated record